AUGCACAUUACACAUGCGUUAGUAGCGGCAUAUCUUAACCCUUUUUCUACUAAUAAUUAUAUAAAUUUAUCUAAUGAUAAAUUUAAAUUUAUAGUUCGUUCAGAUGUUCCAGAAUGGGCUACAGAAGGACACUUUUUACAAGACAUAUUAGAUCGCACUAGCCAUAUUAAAAGGGAAAGAUUUGAUCCAGCAUACAAAGAUGACUGUGGUGAUAUUCACGGUAGACUUAAAGAGGUUGCUGAUGAUAUGGUUUCCCAGGAUAACUUAAAAUUGGAUGAUAAUGGAAAUUUGGAAUUAAACGAGCUUUUUGGUGAUGUACCAGCAUCACUACAACAACCUGAAACCUUUUAUCCUUCGCUUACUGAUAAUGCAAACUCUAAGGUAGAGGAUUUACGAGAUUCACUAUCAAACGUAGUAGAUUGUGCUAUACCUACCUUACACACCAAACCACAUCCUGAUCUAAUUAAUGGUAUGAGAUAUCGUAGGCUUGGGGAUUCCGACCUAAUCGUCAGUGAAUUGUGCCUGGGCACUUCAUUUUACGACAACCCUGCUUUCAUUGAUCUGAAUCAUGCAAAAUUUAUCAUUGAAAAGGCUUUUAAUGAAUAUGGGAUAAAUUUUUUCGAUACUAGUGAAUAUGACCCAUUGCCCAUUGAACCAAAAUCAUGGAUUUCAUAUCAUCAUAGAGCACUUAAGACACUGAAACAAUUUGAUAGGUCAAAAAUUGUAAUCUCUGGAAGAAUUUGCUCAAGUAACCUGGGUAAACCACACCGUCAAAGGUACCUUGCGUGGACACGAAAAUGUUUAUUACCGCCUACGCUAAACAACAUUGAAGAGGGGGUGGAUAAUAUACUUUCUGCCAGUGGACUUGAUUACAUUGACAUUAUGUCACUGGAUAGACCCGAAAGAUAUGUACCAAACUCUACAUUAGGAGAGGAUACUUAUUGCUGGGGGAAGGAAAUAUCCGCUACUGAUAUGAUUUCAGAAAGCAUAGAUGCUAUGCAAAAAAUAAUAGAAAAGGGUAAGGCUAGAUACAUUGGAUUGUCAAAUGAGACAAUUUGGGGCAUAUACAAAUAUACGCAGCUUACGCGAAAUAAUACUAAGUUAAAGCCAUUAUUUAUACAAUGUUUGUACAAUUUACUACAUCGUAACGAAUUUGAGAGUGGGUUAGCUGAGAUAUCAUUGGCUAACAAUAUACCAUUAGUUUCAUAUGGCACUAUGGCAGGCGGAAUUCUUACAGGUAAAUAUCUAGAUCCGGAAAGGCAUAAUAGUUUGGGAGCGGAUAAAGCGUUUGAAAAGUUGUACCAAUUUGAUGACGACUUGGAUUUAUUGCCCGAAGAUUGGGGCCAUUUGUCAUUUGGUCCCCAGAAUGCUCGAUGUAAUAUUUUUCCCGAAACAUACCACACCCAUCGGACCGUCUGGUGCCAACAUUUGACAGGAGAAUACUUGAAAAUUGCAAGGACCUUUGGGAUGACUCUAGCACAAUUGGCCCUAAGAUGGAAUAAUACUAGACAUUUUAUUGUUUCCACUAUAAUAGCACCACGAACCAUAGGUCAAUUGUCAGAUAUAAUUGGUACUCUUAACUAUCCUUUCACUAAGCAACUGGAAGAGGAUAUACACGAAGUAUACCUUAGAUACAGAGCACCAACUAUGGGUGGGCCUCAAAUAUUGACAAGUGUAGAAGACGCCGAUAAUGCUGUCUCACAGAACAAGUUUAUUACAGAGUGCACAACUCCAAUUUGGAGCGGAGGAUCAUACUGGCCGAGUAUUAUUUUGAAAGAUGAACAGCUUGAGAAGAGAGAUCAAAUAGAACGGGAAAGGGAAUUUUUAUUGACAAUUUCUGGGCACAUGGAUGCACCAAAUGACCAUUCUAAAUUCAACUACCGUUGUUGGAUUGAAAGGAUUGAGGAAGAUUUACCUGGUGAGUAUUUUGCAGUUAAAGAAGCCAAAAUUUUCGGCUGGGAUAGGUAUAAAUUUAGAGAUUAUACUCUUGUGUACAAAACUCCAGAUGAGUAUAGGGAAGAUGAUACAAGCGAUUUUCACUUUUAUUGGAAGGACGAUAAAAUUUUUGUUGGUCCAACUAGUGAUAAGAUUAGACAGUUUUAUGAAGAUGAAGUAGCUAUAGCAGCGGUUGUACAAAUGCGAACUACAGAAUAUUUAAAUUUGGUCAAGGAUAAAAUAGAUUUUGCUCGUUCCUUUUCAUCCAUAGACAAGGGAUGGGCCACUAUAGAUGUAGAUGGUCUUUAUAAGCGAUUGCUGGCCAAAGGAAUUGACAUAACGAAUAGGGAAACUAUUGAUAAGUUGUUUGACAACGAUGAGAACAAGAAAUUGUUGAGUUUAAUUGAAAAGGAAAGCGUGGAGUUGUGUUACUAUUAUCAGAGAAUGAAGUUUAAAAGGCGUGAAUUUCCCCCGCCUGGAAUGGAAGAUGUUGUGGAUCCACUGGUGUAUAAUUCAACAAAUAACCCCAAAAAUGAAGCUAUCAUUGAAUUAUAG
Molecule: messenger RNA, 2490 nt
Organism: Babesia microti strain RI
Lineage: Eukaryota; Apicomplexa; Aconoidasida; Piroplasmida; Babesiidae
Product: Aldo/keto reductase family
Exons: 9
Coding region: 1-2490 (829 amino acids)
Source: RefSeq, a predicted model, not a curated record